AUGGCUGCGAAUCCUUCGGUAGUCUCGGUGGCAGCGGCCACCACGGCGGUGCCGGGCGUGUCCACUAUCGCGGAUUUCUCAGACUUGCGGGAAAUUAAAAAGCAGCUGCUGCUCAUCGCAGGCCUCACUCGGGAGCGAGGCCUGCUGCACAGCAGCAAAUGGUCUGCGGAGUUGGCCUUCUCUCUGCCCGCCUUGCCUUUGUCCGAGCUGCAGCCGCUGCCGCCUCUUACAGAGGAGGACGCGCAGGAUGUGGAUGCUUACACCUUGGCCAAGGCCUACUUCGAUGUUAAAGAGUAUGACCGGGCAGCACAUUUUCUGCAUGGCUGCAAUAGCAAGAAAGCCUAUUUCCUGUACAUGUAUUCCAGAUACCUGUCUGGAGAGAAGAAGAAGGAUGACGAAACAGUUGACAGCCUAGGACCCCUAGAAAAAGGACAAGUCAAAAAUGAAGCUCUCAGAGAACUGAGAGUGGAACUUAGUAGGAAGCACCAAGCUCGGGGACUUGAUGGAUUCGGCCUUUACCUGUAUGGGGUGGUGCUUCGGAAGCUGGACUUAGUGAAAGAGGCCAUUGAUGUGUUUGUGGAGGCUACUCAUGUUUUGCCUUUGCACUGGGGAGCCUGGUUGGAGCUGUGUAACCUGAUCACAGACAAAGAGAUGCUGAAGUUCCUGUCUUUGCCCGACACCUGGAUGAAAGAGUUCUUCUUGGCUCAUAUAUACACAGAAUUGCAGCUGAUAGAGGAGGCCCUGCAGAAGUAUCAGCAUCUCAUUGAUGUGGGCUUUUCCAAGAGCUCGUACAUUGUUUCCCAAAUUGCAGUUGCCUAUCACAAUAUCAGAGAUAUCGACAAAGCCCUUUCUAUUUUCAAUGAGCUGAGGAAACAAGACCCUUACAGGAUUGAAAAUAUGGACACAUUCUCCAACCUUCUCUAUGUCAGGAGCAUGAAAUCUGAAUUGAGUUACCUGGCGCAUAACCUCUGUGAAAUUGAUAAGUACCGAGUAGAAACGUGCUGUGUAAUCGGUAAUUAUUAUAGCUUACGCUCCCAGCAUGAGAAAGCAGCUUUGUAUUUCCAGAGAGCGCUAAAGUUGAAUCCUCGGUACCUUGGCGCCUGGACACUGAUGGGGCAUGAGUACAUGGAAAUGAAAAACACGUCUGCGGCUAUUCAGGCUUACCGACAUGCCAUUGAGGUCAACAAGAGAGACUACAGAGCUUGGUAUGGCCUUGGGCAGACCUACGAAAUCCUCAAGAUGCCAUUUUAUUGUCUUUAUUACUAUAGACGGGCCCACCAGCUUCGUCCCAAUGAUUCUCGAAUGCUGGUUGCCUUAGGAGAAUGUUAUGAGAAACUCAACCAACUAGUGGAAGCCAAAAAGUGUUAUUGGAGAGCAUAUGCUGUGGGAGAUGUGGAGAAAAUGGCUCUGGUGAAGCUGGCCAAGCUUCAUGAACAGUUGACUGAGUCAGAGCAGGCUGCCCAGUGUUACAUCAAAUAUAUCCAAGAUAUCUAUUCCUGUGGGGAGACAGUGGAGCACUUGGAGGAGAGCACGGCCUUCCGCUACCUGGCCCAGUACUACUUUAAGUGCAAGCUGUGGGAUGAAGCUUCAACUUGUGCCCAAAAGUGCUGUGCAUUCAAUGACACCCGGGAAGAAGGUAAGGCCUUGCUCCGCCAGAUCCUACAGCUGAGGAACCAAGGGGAGACACCCACCUCUGACACGCCUGGUACCUUUUUCCUCCCUGCCUCACUGUCUGCAAACAACACUCCCACACGCAGAGUUUCUCCACUCAACCUGUCUUCAGUCACACCGUAGUUGACUACUCUCACGUCAGCACAUUGCUAGACCAAGAUUAAACCUUACCUCCAGUAAAGAACACCACAUCUGUUUCCAAGGACCUAAGUAAGCUCUUCUUGUUAUCUAGACAGAAACAGCCUGAGGGACAGCCUAUGGAACCACCUUCAGAGGCAGGCAGAAGUAUGGCGGGGGACAGACCGUCUUGUGCCAGCCAGCAAUGUUCCCUAAUAUUCAGAAUGGCCAGUCUUGGCCUUCCUAGUCUCUCCACUUCCUCUAAAGGGUCAGUGCUGCUGAGUGGGGUAAGCAAAGGAGAUUCUCAUGCUUGUCCUCUACAAGCAGGGAGGUCAUCUUUGAACAAUGACUUUCUCUAAGACAGUGUUUCUCUGUGUAGCCUAGCCUGGGGCCUUUCUGCCUUACCUCCCUAGUGAUAGGAUUACAGGCGUAUGCCAUGAGGCCUGGCUAGAAUGACCUUUAUUUUACUGAGAGUCAGAGAUUAGGUUUAAAUAGAGUGGAGCUCUCCAUAUGAUCUUGUGGAGAGUUUUUAAAAGAAGCCUUCUAAAAGCCUUCCAAGUGAGAGUCUCAGUGAGCAUCAGCUGUGGCUCACAUUGAGGGCCGGAUGGCGACAGCAUUAACUAUAGAUACCUGAUGAGAGCCACACAUGGAGACAACUCCAUGGACAUUUUUGAAAGGAACUUUUGAUAUUUUUUUUUAACUCUCCAAAAAAAAUACUUGGUUUUUCAACCUUAUCUGAAGGAAUCAUCCUGUUUUUAUAGGUUUUAGAUACCCUUGAUACUAUGUGUUUUGGAUCUAGCCUUCCUCUUGUACUCAGAACAUUUUAUAUCCCUUUUAAUGGAAGGAACAUGAGCUGGGUGCGGUGGUGCAUGUCUUUAAUCCCAGCGUAAGGCAGAUGGAUGUUUUGACUGAGCUAUCCAAGCCCUUUGGAUAUCCAGCACUGAACUCGUUUCCUAAUAUGCAUUAGGCUGGCUGGUUCCCACUGCUGUCCCUGUCCAAGGGUUCAACAGGCCAGAUGGUAUUUAUAUCAAUUUUCUGUCCCCCUUUUUAUAUUUUUCUAAAUUUGGAAUCCAAAUAAAAGCAUAAACAAUGUCUUUAUUUCAUAUAAUAUUUGUGCAUGAAAAAACUCAAGAUUAUAAUAAGUGAUUAUAAUACAGUAAUUCUGAAUACAGUUCUGGGUAUAUGCUGAAGCUUACAAAGAGACUUAUCAGCUAAGCAGCUGACCAGCCUCAGGGAAACACAUGCAUCUUCAUCCCCACAACGUUAGUAUUUUUUGCCAAAGGGAGAUUUGAGUAAAGGAGAGUGCCGUGAGCGCAAGAUCCGUGCAUAAGGGCCGCUGUCUGUUGAGCUUUGGCAGGUAGGUGUUCGGGGAAGUAAGUUUCGCAGGAAUGGUUUCUUUCCUGGGGGUUGAUGAUUUGGCUGCUGGUUUUCCUGGUUUGCUCCCAGCCGCUUUUUGGCAGAAGCUUGGCCUUGGAGCUUCAGCACCGUGUGGUACUGCUCAGCGAUGCAGGCUGCCUUCUUCUGAAGGUCCAGUCUCACCAGCAUCAUGUUGUUCUGCAGCUCAGCCAGGGUCUGGUUCUAAGAAUUAAAGUUAGAGAAACAUAAUUAUUAGGUAUCAAGUGCCAUGUUUUGCAUACAUUUUUAUUGAUCAUUUUAAGACAUCUGGUGUCUUAAAAUGGUGCAUCUGGAGCUAAUGAGAAAUGCUAUAGCCAUAGCUUAGUGGCAUAGUGCCCAUUUAGCAUACAGAAAGCCCCAGGCUUUAUGACAUUAGCUUUAUUUUUUUUCCGCUGUUACAUCUUUUUCUUCUCAGUUUCCCCCUCACAGGGUCACUAGGUUGCCCUCACCUGUUUGAUUAAAAUGUCAUCGCAGUUGGUUAAUGCUUGACGAAGUUUCCCUGCUUCGGUGCUGUGGCAACAGGCUCUUUCUGCCGACUGUAGAGAUUGCCCUAGUUCCCGGAGCUCUGCCCGUAGCAGCCUUAUAUUCUGAAAGAAUAGGAACCAGAUUGUGGCCAAAAUCAACCACAGCAACCACCUGAAGACAGACUUAGGAAGGCUGGAGGCUGGUGAGGGCACUUAUCAAGCUUGAGUUAAAUGUAGGAACCCAUAUGGUAGAGAGAACCAUUCUACUGUCUUCCACAACACUACAUACAUACAAAUAAAUAAAUAAGCAAAAAUGGACUGGCUUUCAUUCCUCAGGACUCUUGGCACAAAAACAAAACAAAAAACCCACCGUAUUUUCAAAGCCCCGAUAAAGGGCUUUGAAACAGAUUAAUGUUAAAUACCUUCUGGCCCUCCUCUAACUUCUUAUCCACAUCAAUGAUGAAAGGCUUGGCUGUGGGUGGUGGUUUUAACAUUUGCUGAUACUUCUGUAGCUCUGAGAGGAAACACAGAGUACGUAGUUAACGUGUAGUGCAUGGGUAAGCGAUGGGGUCAGGACAGAGUUUGAGUGCCAGCUCUCCCUCAUCCACUUCCACUGUCAGGCUUCCUGCCUUCCUUCCUCACCUUCAGUGGUAGAGCUUAACUCUGUUUUGCAUUGCUCUAGUUCAGCUUUAACUUCCUGGAACUGCUGAGUGGAGGCAGAAGCUGCCAACCUUUGUGACCGACGGAGGGACAAUUCACACCCCCCUGACUGUUGUGCCACUGGCUGCUGUUUGGCUUCCUGCAAGAGAGUUUCUAGCUCUUCAAUUUUUCCAUCUCGCUCCUAAAAGGGAAACAGAGAGCACAAUUCUGUCCAGGGUCAGACAAAUACCAAAGGACCAGACUAACAAAACAGUCUUAACAUUUAAGCUAACAUUAGCCUAUAGCACACUUUCAUGGUGAACUCAUCCCUGAAUUUAAACUCAAUAGCUGCAAGACACUAAGGGAAAUUAAUAAAAAUUAAUCAUAUUAUA
Grammomys surdaster is the source of this 4678-nucleotide messenger RNA. RefSeq names its product cell division cycle 23 (gene Cdc23). Bases 1 to 1794 code for a protein of 597 amino acids. Lineage: Eukaryota; Metazoa; Chordata; Mammalia; Rodentia; Muridae. Gene Ontology annotation, biological process: cell division. The record is from RefSeq and is a predicted model, not a curated record. The transcript has 16 exons. Gene Ontology annotation, molecular function: protein binding. Gene Ontology annotation, cellular component: anaphase-promoting complex.